AUGGAAUCGCCAGGCCCGGGUGGCUUCUUACCAGCACCAGCUGGUGCAAGUCUCCCAUCUCCUGCACCUUCAUCAGCGUCAUCAUUCUCAAACAUCCAAGGUCUUCCUACACCGAGAACAAAAGCCCUGAAGCCCAACUCAAGUAAAGAGUUCAUGGUGCGAAGGUAUGCGGAGGAACAGCUCCUACUGGUAACACGGAAAUAUGUCAAGAAGUUUGGGAAUCCAGAACCCGGCGAUACCGUGGUGGGAUAUACUAGGUUUGGUGAAGUAUGUCGAGAUCUCGAUAGCAUCAUCAAUGUGUUGUGGAAAUCAGGCACUCGCCAAGACAUCGAAACUCACGAAGCAUUACCUGGUUUUGAGAACGGACUACGCGGCGGCAUGACAACGACAGAAAUGAUCCGCUGCCGAAGUUUAGUAGAUCAAUGUCGGGUUUUGAUGGUGGAAGUAAUGCGAGAUCCAGCAGAAGAAGACGAGGAAGAGGAAGAAGCAGAGACAGAUACCGAGACAGAAGCGGAAGAACCUGGGAUCAAGGGGUGGGGAGGCGUGGAGGACGACGAUGAGAUGAUGCUACAGCUCGAUGCGGCGCGGGUCUUUGAGAAAACGAUUGUGCAGCUCAACGAGAGGCUUGGUGAUCUGGAGCCAUUGCAGAUGUCUGCCGAUUGA
Fusarium musae is the source of this 663-nucleotide messenger RNA. RefSeq lists its product as uncharacterized. The record is from RefSeq and is a predicted model, not a curated record. Lineage: Eukaryota; Fungi; Ascomycota; Sordariomycetes; Hypocreales; Nectriaceae. Gene Ontology annotation, cellular component: transcription factor TFIIH holo complex. The coding region runs from base 1 to 663 and encodes 220 amino acids. The transcript has 2 exons.